UUCAGUUUCAAUGCAACAUCAUGUUGUUGGUAUACAGCCUCAUAGCCUUCCAUUGUUUAAGCUUGAACAAUGUAUCGAUACUAGCGUUGACUAAAGCUAGAAAUCCAGACGUUGAUCUUACGACAUCCGAAUUAAUAAGAAAAUACGGGUACCCGUCGGAGGUCCAUAAGGUCGUCACGGAGGACGGUUACAUUUUGGAAAUUCAUCGGAUUCCACACGGACGGAACAGUUACACGGGAAAUUCUACGAGCGUGAGGCAUCCGGUUUUAGUGGUACACGGUUUAUCGGGUAGCUCUGCGGACUGGGUUCUCUCGGGAACAGAAAGAGCGUUAGGAUACAUAUUAGCCGACGCAGAAUACGACGUAUGGCUUGGAAAUAGCAGAGGGAACGUAUACUCAAGAAAUCAUACUUCGAUCUCGACGACAGAUGGCCGCUUUUGGGACUUUAGUUACGACGAGCUAGGCGCUUACGAUCUGCCCGCGAUGAUCGAUUACGUGCUCGAUCGAACCAAGCAUAAACGACUUUUUUAUGUCGGUCACUCGCAAGGAACGACACAGUUUUGGAUAACGAUGUCGCAGAGGCCCGAGUACAAUGUAAAAAUUAGCUUGAUGAUCGGCCUUGCACCUGUAGCUUUUACUGGCAACAUACGCGGCCCUAUUACGAAACUGGCUAAAUUAACAUACAUGGGUGUGAUGAUCGGCGAGACGUUCGGUUACCCGGAAUUGCGUUCACGUUCCGCGUGGGGAAAGUUUGUCUCAAACAUACUGUGCAAGGAAGCAUCGACGACGCAGUUCCUUUGCAACAAUUUUCUGUUCCUGGUGUCCGGUUUCACUCAGUCGGAAUUAAACGCGGGCAAUCUGACAGUGAUUAUUGGCCACGUUCCCGCGGGUGCUUCCUGGAAACAAUUGGUUCACUACGGCGAAGGAUACAUACACAAAGAUCGCUUCAGAAGAUUCGAUUACGAUAACGAGGAGAAGAAUUAUCGAUUGUACAAUUCUUCGGAACCGCCAGAUUACGAAUUGAAUAAAGUAACUGCGCCCGUCGCUCUUUUCAGCAGCGUCAACGACUUGCUAGCAGUACCAAAGGACGUUGAGCUUUUGAAAAGAAAACUUUCCAACGUUGUGUUCCAUGAUGAAAUAAUAUCAACGAAACCCUUCACUCAUUAUGAUUUCAUAUGGGGAAGAUCUUCCGUGACGCUGAUAUUCGAUCCGAUAUUAAAAUUGCUGGCACUAUAUAAGUAACGAUAC
Molecule: messenger RNA, 1247 nt
Organism: Colletes gigas
Lineage: Eukaryota; Metazoa; Arthropoda; Insecta; Hymenoptera; Colletidae
Product: gastric triacylglycerol lipase-like
Exons: 8
Coding region: 21-1241 (406 amino acids)
Biological process (GO): lipid metabolic process
Molecular function (GO): hydrolase activity, acting on ester bonds
Source: RefSeq, a predicted model, not a curated record